AUGCUGGGCAGCGUUUUCGGCUGGUUCUUCUACCUUUUCGAUCCUCUAGCCAACCUAGCGAUCCCCCCGAUUCAACCACAGGCGCGCCUGCGACCGGAGAACAAUGUCCCCGUCGCCGCGGAGGGACCAUGGGAGGACAUCAUCACCGGCCACUACGGGGUGCCACCGUUAAUCAGGAUUCACGACCGCGACGGGAUCGUCAAGUGGAAGUUCGAGCGUGACGACGUGCAGCAGGACCUGCCCAAAGAGAUCCGCAAUUGCCUGUACAGCAGCGCCAACGACGCGACGGAGCUCAAGUGGAUGCGCAACGGCACGGCCGUCGCCGCCAUCUACUCGUCCCUCGCCCUCAUCAUCAACCACACGCCCGACAACCCGGAAACCGAUAAGCUCAUCACCUGGGCGAUCUGCCGCGACAACGAGGUUCUCUGGAAUGCGCACACCCUCGAGCCCUUGCCCGGCGACCGCAUGGCCGUCGGCACCACCGGCCAGCGCCCCUGGGACGGUGUGCUCGUGUACAACACGAGUGAGGCCCUUCCCCUCGACCCCAGCCCGCCCAUCCUCCAGAACGUCACCGGAUUGCGCGCCAUCCACGGCCUGAUCUGGGACGAGGCCGGCAGCAUGCUCUGGGCCGCCGGCACGGACUUGGCGGCCGAUGGAUCCGACCCCGAACCCGCGCGCGGCACCAUCCACGCCUACCCCUUCGACGAGGCCACGGGGCUCCUCCACGCCGACGAUGCCUACGUCUACCGCCUCGACGAGCCCGUCCGGCAGGACGUCGAGUGGGGUGUGGGCUUUACCUGGUGGGUCGGCCUCCAUGACCUGGUCCCCGUCCCCAACCAGCGCAAGUUCCUCGUUUCCGAGGAUUCAAGUCUGCACGCCUUCGACAUCACGACUGGCCGUUUCACCGAACAUCACGGCGCGGUUGUCGACAAGUACAUGCCAGGCUUCCGCGUCACCACCAACGAUCGCCACGGCGUGGACGGUGACGGGGUCCUCCAGGAGCAGCCCCUGGGCGACCUGAAGAGCUUCAGUCUCGCCCCCGACGGCAGCUUCAUCUACGUGCAGUCCCUCUGGCAAAAAUACCGCGGCAACCACACCAGCCUCGUCGAGAACGGCGUCUACCGCGCGAUCAACGAGGGCCUCGAAAUUUACCGGUCGCGGUGGUUUGGCGACAUUGACGGCUGGCCCAAACCGCGCUAG
This is a messenger RNA of Aspergillus campestris IBT 28561, 1200 nucleotides long. RefSeq lists its product as uncharacterized. The transcript has a single exon. Lineage: Eukaryota; Fungi; Ascomycota; Eurotiomycetes; Eurotiales; Aspergillaceae. Bases 1 to 1200 code for a protein of 399 amino acids. The record is from RefSeq and is a predicted model, not a curated record.